AGUCCGUCGAAGAGUUUCUUCCAAAGCUGUUUUUAUUUGAUCUACAUUUAGUUUGCUGCUUCGUAUUUGGGAACUUGCCUCAAGCUGCAGCGAACAAAAAGGACUUUUGGCAAAAAAGUGGUUGAGGGUUUUUGGGGCAAAAAGGAGAUCCACUACGAAAAAUGACCUCAGUCGACGCUCUAGCAAGCACGUUCCAAAAAGUGCUGCAGAUAUCUGAAAGCGGACAUGUAGAACAGCUCAUGCAAGCCCUUCCAGACCUCAUCCCACACGAUGACGAUACACGCGCAUUCCUCGCAGAACGAGAGGACAUUAUCUCAUUCCUCCAACGCUUGUUGGAUACAGCCGCAACAAACUCCAACACAGCUGACGUGCCAAAGUACAAAAAGCUCGGUGCGGUGGUGGCGCAAUUGAUUGCCGAAGCGGCCAAAGUAGAGGACACGCGCGACCCAAUUGCCGACGCUGGGACCAUCCCCACACUCAUACAGUUGUUAAAGAUUGGCAACGCGCCCAUGGGAAAGGGCGUGCAAGGGGAUACCCUGGACGAUGACCUUGUUGUACAGUCUUUGAGAGCCUUGGCGAAUCUAUGCUACGACCAUGAUGGAAAUAGAGAACGGGUCCUGGAAGUCCAAGAUGGCAUUCCUGAAAUUGUAGCUUGUCUCAAUUCACCGAGCAAACGUGUGAUGAUUACAACCUGUGGAGCUUUGACAAAUAUCACUAUGGACAAUGAACCUGUUCAGAUUGAAGCACUGAAUGCCCAUGUCCUUUCACCGCUGCUCAAAGCACUUCAAGGGAACAUAGAUGAGCCGUUUGAGCAAGGUGUCAAAGGCGCGGUGAGCACCGCGGUUAUUCGCGUUAUGAGUAAUUUGUUGGAGACAGAAACGGGUAUUCAAGAACUACUGGCAGCGGACGGACUGUCCCUUCUCCUCCGAUUGUUGAAGUACAAACACGACAAGGUUUUGCAUCACACCAGCGCAGGGACACGAUACGAGAGCGCUGUGGAGGUCUUGGACGCUUUGACGACAGUUUUGGAAUCCAUCGGCGAGAAUGACACCAUUCAACGUGCGAUUGUUUCUCAGGACUUGCUUGACAUCCUUUUGGACUUUGUUGAUCGACGUCCGGAAGGCGUUGCAGUAGCCAAGACUGGGGAGGAUCUUGCCACCUAUACCGAGAUACGGAAGACUGUUUCUCGAAUUGUAACAUUGGUUACAAUGAAUGAUGCAAACAUGGUGGAUCUACCCAAAAAGCGUGAAAUUAUCGACCGAUUCAAACAGUGGAUGACGAACGGGUUUGCACCGUUGGAUACGGCAGAAGAAGACGAAAUUAGAAUGUCCGGAGCGCUUUGUAUUGGGAAUUUGGCACGAAGCGAUGAGACAUGUGUGUCCUUGGUCCAAGAACAUGAUGUGGCACGGGCUCUUUUGAACCUACUUGCUUUGGAAGUGUCGAGGGUGAAGCAGUCGGGAACUGAGCUGAAAAGCACUGUCAAGGUCCUGCAUGCGGUGAUGGGAUCUUUGAAAAACCUCUCCUUGGCUGCCGCCAAUCGACCAAUCAUGGGAGCUAUGGGUGUCAUUCCUAAAGUCGCGGAUCUAUUGGAGAUACCGAAUAUCAAACCUGUUCAAUAUGGCGCUACUGGGGUACUGAAGAAUCUGUGUUCCGGAGAUAACGAGGCCAAUGUAUACCGUAUCAUUUCUGGUCAGGAACCACCAGGAGGAAUCAAUCUUUCGCAAUGCAGCGUGCCAUCAGCAGGACCGAAAACUCCGCUGGGAAAGGUAAUCACCCUGGUUUGGACGGCGACGGGGGACAAUGAUACCGGAAUCAGGAACGAGGGGGGACGACUUUUGGUCAAUCUCAUUCGAGCUUGUCAUCGGGGCCGCGCACCCCACCUUCUCAAGACAAUUGUGGACGCCAACGCAAUCCCACCCUUGAUCCAAAUCAUUACUGGAGCACUCUUGACCAGAUCGCGUACGUCAUCCGACGAAGGCACCGACGUCCCUGAAGAUGAACACCAUGUGCAUUUUGAUGCUAUGCCUUUGGAGGGUCAAGUAUUUCCCAUGGUGCAGAAUGAGGGCAUUGUGGCGCUGAUCCUUGUUGCGGAUGCGUACCCGGAAGCAAUACCGCGCAUCACACGGUACUCUGCAUCCCUAAUACCAACAUUGAUCGACAUCCUCAGGAGUGGAAUCCAAGGAAUUGAGACAGCAAAGGAUGCACAGGAAUAUGAGUACGCGGAUGAAGCGAAAGCCAACGUUUGCGUAUUGCUGCAAUCGCUCAUCAGUCGUGAUGAUGACUUUGCGAAACGCCUUCAACAAACCGCACUUAAAGAAAUUCUUACAAGCCUUCACAAAUCGAGUAAAGCCCAUCCUUCCGUCCCCCACCCCGCACCUCCCACCCUCCCAGCCCACCCGCGCUCCCCACCUAUGGACAUUGGGCGAACAGGAACAAAAUCUGCCAGAAAUCUGGCAAGCCAAGGCCCUACGCGCAGUGAAUUGCUUGCGAGCUUUGGGAGUGGACGACAGGUUGCUGUUGACGAGGGAUUAGGGUUGCGGGAGGCAGUAGGGAACUUGCUGUUGGGUCUUUGAGGAUUUUUGAAUGGGCGGUUUUUUCUUUUGUUUUGCUUAUUUUGUUUGUUGUGCUGCUGAUUUAUUUCAAUGGAAUUUGAAUAGGAUGAUGAUGCUGAUAGCACUUUUUGUAAAGGGAGAAUGAUGAAGACAAGCAAAUAUCUGUCGCAAAGGAUGCUUGUAAUCACG
Messenger RNA from Spizellomyces punctatus DAOM BR117, 2741 nucleotides. RefSeq lists its product as uncharacterized. Gene Ontology annotation, cellular component: cytosol. Bases 162 to 2573 code for a protein of 803 amino acids. Gene Ontology annotation, molecular function: protein binding; guanyl-nucleotide exchange factor activity. Gene Ontology annotation, biological process: positive regulation of GTPase activity. The record is from RefSeq and is a predicted model, not a curated record. The transcript is spliced from 15 exons. NCBI's taxonomy places the organism in Eukaryota, Fungi, Chytridiomycota, Chytridiomycetes, Spizellomycetales, Spizellomycetaceae.